CAUGUCGACGCCCAGAGCUCCUCCGAGUCUGGCCACGGCGGCGACGGCUAUCCUGGCCGUCCUGGCCGCGGCGCUUGUCACCACCGGAGCUCGCGCCCAAAUGUGCGGUGCGCAGGCCAACGGACGGAAGUGCGAAAACUGCCUCUGCUGCAGCCGCUUCGGGUUCUGCGGCAACACGGCCGACUACUGCGGCGACGGUUGCCAGAGCCAGUGCAGCGGCUGCGGCCCCACUUCUCCCGGCGGCCAGGGCGUGGCGUCCAUCGUGUCCAGGGAGCUCUUCGAGCGGCUCCUCCUCCACCGCAACGACGCGGCGUGCCCGGCCAGCGGGUUCUACACGUACGACGCGUUCCUCGCUGCUGCCGAGGCGUUCCCUACCUUCGCCGGCACGACGUUCAGCACCAACACCCGGAAGCGGGAGGUGGCCGCGUUCCUGGGCCAGACAUCCCACGAGACCACCGGCGGGUGGCCGACGGCGCCCGACAGCCCCUACUCGUGGGGCUACUGCUUCAAGCGGGAGAGGAACCCGGCGUCCAGCUACUGCGAGCCCAGCACGGAGUGGCCGUGCGCGACCGACAUGCAGUACUAUGGCCGCGGUCCCAUCCAGCUCUCCUACAACUACAACUACGGCCCGGCGGGCCGCGCGAUCGGCGUGGACCUGCUGAACCAGCCGGCGCUGGUGGAGAUAGACCCGGUGGUCUCAUUCAAGACGGCCCUAUGGUUCUGGAUGACCCCGCAGGCUAACAAGCCGUCGUCCCACGCCGUGAUCACGGGGCAGUGGAUGCUGACGGCCGCGGACAUGGCCGCCGGCCGGUUUCCCGGAUACGGCGUGAUCACCAACAUCAUCAACGGCGGGCUCGAGUGCGGGAUCGGACCGGACCCACGGGUGGCCGACCGGAUUGGGUUCUAUAAGCGCUACUGCAACGUUCUCGGUGUCGGCUACGGGAGUAACCUCGACUGCGACAGGCAGAGGCCAUUCUCCAGCUGAGAAAGCAGCUUCUCACUUGAGCUCGCGGGGCCACCCACAAGUGGCUCUCGUGCUCCGGCUUCCAUCAAGGCCCGAUCGAUUGGCUACCCAUUGGCAAUUUCUCUUAUUGUCUUGGAGAGAUCAUUUCCUUUUUUCUUACGGAGGCGGAAAACAGAAAACCCAAGAUCCUUUUUCCAAGGACCGAUCAUGUUUGAUUCACCAUCUCCAACUGCAUCAUUCGUUGUUCCCAGGCAUUGUGGGGAGCAUGUUCACUCUGCACCAUCUUCACAAACAACACCUUCUACAUCCCUACGGUCACCCCCAUUUGUAGACCAUGGAGAUACAUCUGUGUUCGUUUAUGUAUGUUAGUUGCUAGCUACUUUAUGUAUGUUCGUUUAUGUAUCCAUACAUUCAUAUUGCUAUUCAUAUUCUUCCAAA
Hordeum vulgare subsp. vulgare (domesticated barley) is the source of this 1402-nucleotide messenger RNA. Its product is annotated as chitinase 2-like. The coding region runs from base 2 to 985 and encodes 327 amino acids. Gene Ontology annotation, molecular function: chitinase activity; chitin binding. Lineage: Eukaryota; Viridiplantae; Streptophyta; Magnoliopsida; Poales; Poaceae. The transcript has a single exon. Gene Ontology annotation, biological process: defense response to fungus; cell wall macromolecule catabolic process; chitin catabolic process. The record is from RefSeq and is a predicted model, not a curated record.